Teleopsis dalmanni is the source of this 3485-nucleotide messenger RNA. RefSeq names its product protein artichoke (gene conv). The record is from RefSeq and is a predicted model, not a curated record. NCBI's taxonomy places the organism in Eukaryota, Metazoa, Arthropoda, Insecta, Diptera, Diopsidae. The annotation marks the transcript as partial. The transcript is spliced from 14 exons. Gene Ontology annotation, molecular function: protein binding.
UAAAAUGAUUAAGAUUUGUUGACUAAUAUGUUCAGACAGCGAAGCUGGAUAAAUUAUAGUUAUUUAUAUUACAACUAUUACUUUAGAUAUAUGUGAAGCUAUCAAAACUUCAACAAAAGUAACUAGUCAUAACUUUUAGAGUAUAUAAAACAAAAGACUUAAAACACAAACUGAUGACGUGAUAGAAGUUAAGUAAAAAUUUAUGAAAUUAUAAAAUUUUAGUACAAUUGGAACUUGUAUACAAAAUGGGUUAUUAUUAUUAUUAUAUGCUGAUUACGAAUUUAAUAUUAAUCGUUUAUGGCGAAACCGUUCAUGAAGGAUUCAGAUAUAAUUGUCCACUAAAAGCCAAACUGAUUUAUCCGUGCAACUGCUUUAAGAGUUCAAAUGAGGGACUUUUUGUUAAUUGUAAAUAUGUGAAUCUAGCCACACUUUCUGUUGCCAUGCAUAAUUUAGCGUCGCUAGAAGUUCCAAUUGAAAGCCUAACGAUAUCCGAAGGACAUUUUGAACGGCUGUAUGGACCAAUGUUUUCCAAAAUAAAAGCAAGGACGUUACUUAUUGAAAGUUCGCCUAUUGUCGCGAUAGAAGAUUUUUUUUUUCAUGGAAUAAACAAUACCCUGGAAGAACUAUAUAUAAAUAAAUCAAACUUAACAUCUAUUUCACCGCAAUCAUUUGGUAAUUUAGGGAAGUUAACUCAAUUAAUAAUUGAUGGACAUUUUUUAGAAGACAUUAGUAAAAACAUAUUUAUUAAUCAAGACAUCUCAAGUAAAUUAGAAGUGCUGCGAAUAAUUAAUGGACCAUUAAAGAAUAUUCCUAUUGAAGCUUUUCAGUCUUUACACAAACUAAAGACUUUAGAUUUACAUGGAAAUGAAUUAGAAAACUUUAAGCGAAACCAAUUUAAGAAUUUACGAACUGUCGAGAUUUUGGAUGUAAGUUUUAAUAACUUGAGAAGUAUUCAAGCAGAACAUAUAUCGGAUAUGACCAAAUUGGGUUGGUUUAACGUGUCUCAUAAUAAUUUGUCAGAACUUAAGAGAGGCACGUUUGCACGCAAUUCUGUACUGAAAGUGUUAAAUCUAUCGCAUAACGCCAUAAAGCAGUUGGAUGCUAAUAGUUUUAGAGGAAUGCGUUUUUUAAGGCGCUUAUAUUUAAACGACAACAAAAUAGUUGAAAUCGGAAGAGGAAUUUUUGGUUCAGUGACAAGAAUUGGCACAAUUGAUUUAGCUAGAAAUGCUUUAAGGAAAAUAGAAUUUCAAAUGUUUACGCAAUUGAAUUAUGUUGAAGAAUUGAAUUUGGCGGAAAAUAAUAUUACUAUUGUUGAGAAAAAUUCAUUUAAGGAUAUUUAUCAGGCUGUAAUUAAUAUAUCUCAUAACUCUUUAGAAUUGAUAGAACCACACGCCUUCGAGAAUUGCAUAAACAUCACUGUUUUGGAUCUUUCCCAUAACCGAAUUUUUAAUUUUUCGAAAAAUGCCUUUGAUGCUGCAACAUUUGCAACAGAACUACAACUAAGCUAUAAUUCAAUAACAAAUUUGGCUGAGGUACCGAUACAAAAUAUGACCGGUAUAAAGAUUUUAAACGUUACCAACAACAACAUUACACAAAUUCCAAAGAAUACUUUCUCUAAGCUAUAUGAGCUGCAUACAAUAGAUGUUUCACAUAAUAAUAUAAAAGUAAUUGCCAACGGCGUUUUUCAAACUCUGUUCUCUUUGCGUUACGUUAAUUUAAGCUAUAACAGUUUGGAAAAUAUUAAAUCAUCUGUUUUUGGUACACUUCCUACGUUAAUUCAUUUGGAUCUUAGUCAUAAUAAUAUAUCAGAUAUUGCAAGAAGCGCCUUGGCAAAAUUAACUAGUUUGCGUACUUUAUAUUUGUUUAAUAAUAAAAUAGAAAAAUUGUUUCAAAUUCCUAUAUCGCUUAAUGAGUUACGCAUCAGCGAAAACAAUAUACAAGCUCUGCCGUCCAAUACCUGGCCUGUAAUGAACUCGUUGAUUUAUCUAGACAUGAACAACAACAAAGUUGGCGAUUCCUUACAAUCCGGUAGUUUUUUGGGGUUACUAGUGUUACAAACGCUUUUGCUCAAUAACAAUGGCAUUACAAAACCUCCAGCUGAAAGUAUAGCAGGCCUAUCGACCCUGCAAUAUCUACGUUUACAGGAAAACAAUAUUACUGAACUACAGAAAAGUGCUUUUGGUAGACUUCCAGUCCUGUUCGAAUUAAAUUUGUAUAAAAAUGGCAUAAAGGAUAUAAACAAACAUGCCUUUGAAGGUCUUCUGCAACUUCUUACUCUAAAUUUAUCCCAUAAUUCAAUCAUAAAUAUUCCAAAUGAUGCAUUUGUAGGUCUUCCAUCGUUGCGAAGAUUAGAUUUAUCUCACAAUUACCUUACGAAACUGGACAAUAAAACAAAUGGAGUUCUGGAUGAUCUUCUCAGCUUAGAAUAUUUGAACCUAAGCAACAAUAAAAUUAGCUUUGUAACAAAGAAGACGUUUCCGUCAAAUAUUUACAUUCCAUAUAAUUUGAAAUAUUUGGACUUAAGUUACAAUCAAAUGCCUGUUUUAACUUAUGACAUUACAUUUGGUACGAAGAAAUUAUUGGAGUUUAAUAUUUCACAUAAUCAUAUCAAUGAACUACGAAAAGGCGUUUUAGCUAACUUUACUGAGUUGCAAUCCAUUGAUCUUUCUUAUAAUAAGUUAACUAACCUUAUGUCGGAACCAAACAUUUUUAAUAUUCCAAGAAAUUUAUCAAAAAUAUACUUACAAAAUAAUGAGAUAUAUCGAUUGCCAUUCGAAAAGUUUAUAAAGGAACCAAGGAUGGAGGAAAUUAAUUUAAAAAGUAAUCAGUUAACGGAGUUUCCUUCAACUUUAGUUAGAUUGUUAAAAAAUAAUACGCGCGUAUUAUUCGAUGACAAUCCGCUUGACUGUACCUGUGCAGCAAGGCCACUACUUCACUUCUAUUUACAAAAUACUUCAUGGAGUGAAGAUCUGAGCAAUAUAUUUUGCGAAGCACCGGUCUCUCUAAAAACCCAACAAUUAAUAAGUAUUGCUGAUAAACACUUAAUUUGUUCUCCGAAAAUAAGAGAAACGUAUAACGGCACUGAUUACGAUGAACUUAUGGAUGUAAACUUCCGCGAUAUUGAAAUCGACAAUAAUGGAAUUUUAACAGUAAAAUGGUUUGUUACCUCACCUGGAGAUAUUGCAGAUUUUUUGCUUUAUUUGCGUGAUGACCAAAAUGUGAUUUUAUACGAAGACAAUUUGGAAUACAACAAACGUAUCGCAAAGGUUCCAUUAAGCUUAGCUCUCAUACAGAAUUCAAAUACAAAUGUCGAUAUAUGUAUUGUAUCAAAAGACAGCAAUAACAAAGUAGGUCGUUGGUUUAAUGGACAAUGUCAAAGUGUAUCAGAGCUGUUGGGAGUGCGUAAGCUUACAUAUAAAGUAGUGCCUUCCUGUAGUGUAAAACAAAAAUUAAAUUUAAUAUGUUAUUUUCUUAGUUUGUUUUUU